CUGUUUGCAAUCCAUCAAUCCCCUCAGCCUCGGCCGCAGAAUGCGCACUUGAGUAGCCGACGGCCUCGCCGCGCAUUUUCACGACCGCAGGCUGCAAACUUUAGGCAUAGCAACACCACCAUGAAUAUCACCAAUUCCGACGCGUUGGACGUCAUGGUGGCUAUGGGGCGCAAGUCAUUGGAGCAAGGAAAGCUCGACACCGCGCUGACCAUUCUGUCGGGCGUGGUCAGCAAGGCGCCAAACCACGCCCUUGCCUGGUUCAGUUUGGGCCGAGCCCACUUGCUGAGGGACGCACACGACAGCGCCGCAAUGUGCUACCACCGUGCCGCCACCCUGGCAGCCAGCCAGCGCGGAGUGCCCGGCAACCUGCUACAGCUGGCCCGUGACAACAUGGUGCUGUGUGGGGAGAAGGUGUUGCCGCGGGACUGGCUGCCGGCACUGCAGGACUCGCACAUCGCUGCCAGGUGGGCGGAUGCGCUGCAGCACCACGCCGCGGCAGUAGCAGCAACAGCAGCAGCAGCAGUAGCAGCAGCAGGUGUGGCAGUAGCACCCCCUCAGAGCGACGCCAAGCUCCGGGCGGCGGUGGUGGGCGGGCUGGGCCUGCAGGCACUGCUGCUGCACGCGCUGCUGUCCUGUUACAGCCGCGGCACAGGCACAGAUGCUACAGCCGGCGCCGCCGGGGAUGCUACAGCCGGCGCCGGUGCCGGCGGCGUGGAGGUCACGUGGCUUCAGGGUGACGACCUCAGUAGCACACUGGCCGCGAUGAUGGCGGCUUCGGCGUCCGUACCGGCGGCGGAGCUAACCGUCACAACCGCCUGGCCUGAGCCGGCGGCUGCGGUGCCGGUGGCGGGCGCGGCGGCGGGCAGCGGCGAGGCUGCGGGCGACGGCAGUGGCGCUGGCGGCCCAGCGCAGCAGGAGGGCGGCGGCGGGGGCGGGCUGCUACAGCUGGUGGUGGCUCCGGGGCUGUGCACGGCGCGCCUGGCGCUGCGGGAGUGGGCGGCGGCACUGGCGCAGGCUCGGCCGCUGCUGGCCCCGGGUGCGGCGCUGUGUCCCUCCGCGGCGCGGCUGGUGGGCGUGCUGGCGAGCAGUGAGGACCUGGUGGGCAUGAACCAGGUGGAUGUGGACUGGAUGGCGGCGGACAGCGGCGGACUGAGCUACAGCCCCGCCAAUGAGCUGCUGUGGAGGCCGGCCAGGUCCAUGCAGGUGUCAGGCUUCCGCUACAGCCUGCUCUCGGAGCCGUUCCUGCUACUGCCAGAGGUCAGCGCGCAGCAGCUGAUGCUGCAGCCGCAGCAGGUGCUGGGAGGCGGCGCGGGAUCCGUUGCGGCUGCUGGCGCGGCGCGCCGCCACGAGGUGACGGUUGCGCCAACCGCCGCGGGACGAGCGGAUUGCGUCAUCACGUGGGUGGAGUACGAACUGGCGCCCGGCAGGUGGCUGUCGUACGCGCCGCACGAGCUCCAGGGGCGCACCGACCCGCCCGCACUGAGCCCGCACGUGUGGCAGCGAGUGCAGUACCUGUCAGCCUCCCCCGCCGUACAGCCGGGAACUCCCGUAGGACUGCAGGUCACACUUUCCGGCGGCGGCAAUGACGUACGGGUCGAGUACGACGAAGACGUACUGCCGCCCGCGGCGGCCGGUGUUGCAGCUGGCGGCGGCGCCGCGUCGGAUGGCGGCGGCGGCGGCGCCUUGCCUGCUGGGGAGGCGCUGGUUGGCAGCAGCAGCGACGAUGAGGAGGAGGAAAAAAGGGAGGGUGCUGCUGCUGCCGCUGCUACUGCCGCUGCUGCUGCGACUGCUGUUACAGCCGCUACAGCCAAGGCGCAGUCGGGCAUGCUACUGCCGUACCACAUGUCCAUGCUGAACGACCGCAUGCGCACACGCAGCUACGCGGCCGGCAUCCGCGCGGCGGUGGCAGAGGCGCAGGCGCAGGCCCAGCGCUCGGGCCAGCCGCUGGUGGUGCUGGACGUGGGCUCGGGCACGGGGCUGCUGUCCAUGAUGGCGGCACGGGCGGGCGCGGAGCUGGUCGUGGGCUGUGAGCGGGAACUGGCUCUGGCGGUUGCGGCGGGCGCACUGGUGUCGGAGAACGGGCUGAGCGAGCGAGUGCGCAUCGUGCAGGCCCACAGCAGGAGCCUGAGUGUGGCGCCGCCGCCGCCGCCGCCACAGCAGCAGCAGCCGCCAAAUGAAGAGGCUGCGCCUGCAGCUGCCCCGGCGGCUGCGGCUGCGACGGGCAACACUGCAGCCCCUGCCCCGAAUACAGCAGCAGAAGCACCGACGGCAGCAGCGGCAGCAGCAGCGGCAGCGGCCGCGUCUCGGCAGCUGCCUGUGCGGGCGGGGCUGGUGGUGCAUGAGAUAUUCGGCACCGACCCGCUGAGCGAGCACAUCCUGCCCAGCAUGGCGCAGGUGCAGGAGUCUCUGGCGGCCCCCGACGCGCUGUUCGUGCCCUCGGCCUUCCGCAUCAUCGCGGCACUGGCGCACAGCCCCGCCCUGCAGACCCACCUGCAGCGGGUGGCGCCGCCCACCGGCCUGCAGCUGCUGCCGCGGGCCGAGGCGGAGCAGCCGGCGGCGGCACAGUCGGCGGCGGCGCAGUUGGCUGCGGACAGGGUGGAGCGGUCAGCGGCGGAGCACAAGGCGGGGCAGGCGGGGGCUGCGGGGCUGGGUCUGAGUGCGGAGGCUGCUGCCCGGCUGGAGCGAGUGCUGCCGGCGGCGGUGGGCGCGGCGCUGCAGUCGUGGGUGCCGUGGAAGGCGGAGGUGGACCUCAUGCGGUCGCCCGACCUUCGCCUGCUCACACGCCCCGUGAUGGUGGCGGCCCUGUCGCUGCAGGAGGCGCGGCCGCUGCCCAAGGCCUUCCGUGCCGCCGCCAACGCCGAGCCGCUGCCCGCGUCCACGCCCCUGGCGGACCUGGGCUACACCCGCUGCGAUCCGGACGGCCGGCCCCUGACUACUGGUGGCACUGGUGCUGCCACUGCCACUGCAACUGCCGUCACUGCUGCCACUGCUGUCACUGCCCCUGGUGCUGCUGGUGGUGCUGGUGCGGUUGCGGUUGGGGCCGCGGCGGAGUCGGACGCCGAGCCGCCAGUGGGCAACUGCAUCGUGUUCUGGUUCGAGGCGGAUUGCGGCGCCGGCGGCUGGAUCAGUACGGCGCCUGGAUCCGGUAGCACGUACCAUGGGCACUGGAUCCAGAACGUGCAGUUUCUCCCGGAGCCGCUGCCCGUGGUGGCGCCGGGCCUGGUGGCGGCGGGCGGCCUGCGUGUGCGGCUGAGUGCCGAGUGUGUGCUGGACCGGGUGCGGCUGAGUGCGGAGUGGGUGCAGCUGGGGGACGAGAGCAGCAGCAGCAGCGGGGAGGAUGAGUGAGCGGGUAUGCAGGUUGGAGGCAGGAAGGCAGGGGAAGAGUGCGGACAGGGAUGGGUGGCCUGGCAGGAGGGAAUGCGGGUGGAUGGGGCCUGCAGGGCUGGUGGCCUGGCAGAUUGCCGGGGGGCCGCGAGCGCAGAGCGAGCAUUGGCCUAAGGGAGGCGUCAUUGGUGCAGAGAAACUCGGAGACAAUGGCCAAAACAAAUUUAACGAGUUUU
Molecule: messenger RNA, 3560 nt
Organism: Chlamydomonas reinhardtii
Lineage: Eukaryota; Viridiplantae; Chlorophyta; Chlorophyceae; Chlamydomonadales; Chlamydomonadaceae
Exons: 13
Coding region: 121-3345 (1074 amino acids)
Biological process (GO): peptidyl-arginine methylation
Molecular function (GO): protein-arginine N-methyltransferase activity; protein binding
Source: RefSeq, a predicted model, not a curated record